This is a messenger RNA of Fibroporia radiculosa, 408 nucleotides long. RefSeq lists its product as uncharacterized. The record is from RefSeq and is a predicted model, not a curated record. The transcript has a single exon. Bases 1 to 408 code for a protein of 135 amino acids. NCBI's taxonomy places the organism in Eukaryota, Fungi, Basidiomycota, Agaricomycetes, Polyporales, Fibroporiaceae.
AUGGUCCUCCUGCUUUGCAGCCAAGGGGGGAAUGGUCUUAAGGGAGCUGCACACUCUCUUUGGUCUCCUUCUGAAAUAGAGCUGCUUACACUGGACUUGGUGCUGAUUACUGUAGAGGAGGCUAUUGGAUCCUCUGCAAUUUCUCCUGUUGCAGUCACAUACUCAAGUGGAGAGUCUUCUCUCCAAGCCAGGACAUUGAUUCCUGCUUCUAUUAGUCCUUCUGCAAGAUCUAGAAAGUCAGGUCAAUGCUGGUUGUCUUGGUAUGUGGGGGGCGGUGGAAGAUAUGGUGGUGGUGGUGGUGAGUACUGGGGCACAGGUGUCCCAGUUGGCUCUACUGCCAGUGGUGAGAAUGAUGGUGUAUGGGUCAAGUUGAAAUCAUUUGGGUUGCUGCCCGAUUAUUCCAACUGA